ACAAAAGGAGAGAAAAAAAAGAAAAGAAAAAAAUCAUGACUUGCAUUCAUCUCCUCCUCUUUCCUCCUCUCACCCAAACCAAAAUAGUGAAGCGGUUCUCAUUCACAAGAAACUCCAAAUCUAUCCAACCAAAUUCAAUAUCUUCUUCUUCUUCCCAAAAACUAUCAAACCCUCAAACCACCUUCUUCUCCGAUUUAAUCCCAUUUGCAUUAACAGCUCUCAUAACCCUAAUUUCUCCAUUACCCUCCUAUGCAAUUCCUUCUCUCAAAUCCUCUCCUCUUUUACCCACCACUCCAUUCUCACAGUCCAAGAACUUACCCACUGGUUUGGAAGAUGGGAAAAUCAGGCCCUGUCCUUCUGUUAAUCCGGGUUGUAUUUCCACUAAUCCGAAAUCUUCUUCCUUUGCAUUUCCAUGGGAAAUUCCACAAGGUUCCAUAGACAAUGCUAUUCAGAAAUUGGAAGAAGCCAUUUUGAAGACACAGAAAAAUGCAAAGAUUAUGGUUAGGGAAGACAUGACUGAUGGUCACUAUUUGCAAGCAGAGAUUGAUAGUGGAUUUGGACGUGACGUUGUGGAAUUUUUGGUGAAAGGAGACGUAGUUUUGUAUCGUUGUAUGGCCACAAAAGUUACAUAUGUUUACCCAUUCACCACCGCUUUAGGGGAUUCCAAGGGCCAAGAAGAAAGAUUAAAGAAGAUCAAUGAGUAUUUGGGUUGGUUAUCACCCGAUUUUGAUCUCGGUGAGUAGAUAGGCCAAUUCAUUCAUGUUUGUUUGUAAUCUUCUUAAGCUAGUCCAACUCAAAAUGGUGGUUGGUUUAGUCUGAGGUAUGAUGUCAAACCAUAUGUUUAGUGACUUAAAAUAGUUCUUGAACACAAAGUCACAAACAAACACAUUAAUUACUUUUGUAUAUUGGUUUUGCCCAUUCAAGGAUAAGGCAAUAUUAAGAACCCAUGGUACCUUUUUGAUUUAGAUGAAAAUAUGGUUAUUUUUUAACC
Messenger RNA from Impatiens glandulifera, 991 nucleotides. Its product is annotated as thylakoid lumenal 17.9 kDa protein, chloroplastic-like. Bases 36 to 743 code for a protein of 235 amino acids. The transcript is spliced from 4 exons. The record is from RefSeq and is a predicted model, not a curated record. NCBI's taxonomy places the organism in Eukaryota, Viridiplantae, Streptophyta, Magnoliopsida, Ericales, Balsaminaceae.